This is a messenger RNA of Epithele typhae, 1074 nucleotides long. Its product is annotated as DnaJ-domain-containing protein. The record is from RefSeq and is a predicted model, not a curated record. The coding region runs from base 1 to 1074 and encodes 357 amino acids. Gene Ontology annotation, cellular component: spliceosomal complex. The transcript is spliced from 5 exons. NCBI's taxonomy places the organism in Eukaryota, Fungi, Basidiomycota, Agaricomycetes, Polyporales, Epitheliaceae. Gene Ontology annotation, biological process: spliceosomal complex disassembly.
AUGUCUUCUGAGGAGGAAUCGAAUCCCUACGAGCUGCUCAGCCUCACUCUCGAGGCGACUGAGCAAGAGAUCAAGACCGCCUACCGCCAGAGAUCUCUCAAGGUCCACCCCGACAGAAACCGUGGUAACCCAGACGCAGCGCGCAAGUUCCAUGAACUCCACCAAGCACAGGAGCUCCUCCUGGAUCCGCUCCGGCGCAUGGCGCUGGACGCGAAGAUGCGUCAAAAGCAGGCACGGCAGGCCCGCUUCGCCACGUACGACGCCAAACGGAAGGGACUCGUCGAAGAACUCGAGGAGCGGGAGCGGGUGCUCAAGAAGGCACGCGUCGAGAAGGAGGCAGAGAAGCGCGAGCGGUGGCGAGAGAACGAGCGAAUUAUGGAUGAGGGGCGGCGGCUGCGUGAGGAGCGGGAGAAGGCGCUGCAGCAGCGGGAGGCGGAGAGGGAGGCGGAGGAGAGGGCCGCGGACGGGCUUGAGCCACCUUCACUCGGUGUGUUGGACACCACCGUCCGCGUCAAGUAUACUCUCGCGGCAUACCCUGCGCUCACAGAGGCUUCAAGUCUGGUCCCCCUCCUUUCAUCCUUUGGCGACAUAGAUGAGUCUUCCAUCGUUCUAUCCCUCAAGCCUGCUCCCCCGAAGAAGCCCAAGCGCGUCAUUGCUCUAGUGCCGUUUAAGCAGAUUGGUGGUGCCUUUGCGGCCGUGUGCAGGAAGAAGGGGAUGGAGGGUAUUGAGAUCGAUUGGGCUGAAGGGAAGGAACCGGACCUCAUCGGUUGGUUGAAGAAGAUGGGUCAACUUCGCGACGACUUGAACACGGUACGUAUGGACUCCAAGGCUUCUGCGUCACCAGCAUCCGCAUCUCCUCCUUCUAACUCGGCGAAGUCGCCACCUGGUACGUCGAAAGACAAGUUCUCCUCGUUCCCAUCUACCUUCCCGGACCCCAAUUCAGUGCCCCCAGCGACCAACGUCCCUACUGCAGCCGGGUUGGACUACGAAUCGCUCACCCUCAUGAGGAUGCGGCAAGCCGAGCGCGCCAAACUCGAACGCGAGAUCCGCGAACGCGAGGAGGCCGAGGGAUAG